CCAGAAAAAAGAAUGAGAGCACACAAGUGAGAAAGAAAGAAAGCCCCAAUAAAGAAGAAAGAAAGAGAAAGAGUGAGAGGAGAGAGUAGAGAGAAAAAUCAAUGAGCCAAUGAGAUUGUAAAUACUAAAGUUGUAGCCUCUCGUUAAAUAUUGUCUCUUUUACUUUACGUUCAACUCAAUAUUCUCACAUAUACCGUUGAUUUUACCACGUUCAUUCAUUUGUAAAUUGUAGUUACUGCGGGAAGCUCACAAAUUCUCUUAAAAUCCCUAAAACCCUGGAAAACCCAUCACCCCAAAAAUUAGUCUCCCAAAACAAAUCAAACAGGAGGCCGACAAUGUCCAAGGAUCCAUCGGAGUCCUACAAACCCUACACCCUCUGCGAAACCCUAACGGGCCACAAGAGCGCCAUUUCCGGCGUUAAAUUCUCCUCCGACGGCCGCCUCCUCGGCUCCUCCUCCGCCGAUAAGACCAUCCGCACCUACUCCCUCACCUUCUCCGAUGACUCUUCGUCCUCCACUCCCACCAUCUCCGCCGCCCAAACCUUCGAGGGCCAUUCGCAGGGCGUCUCCGAUCUCGCCUUCUCUGCCGACUCUCGCUUCAUGGUCUCCGCCUCCGACGACAAGACCCUCCGCCUCUGGGACGUCGCCACCGGCCAGGUCAUCAAGACCCUCCAUGGCCACACCAACUACGUCUUCUGCGCCAACUUCAAUCCCCAGUCCAAUAUGAUCGUCUCGGGUUCCUUCGACGAAACGGUGCGCAUUUGGGAUGUUAAGACCGGGAAGUGCUUGAAGGUUUUGCCGGCUCACUCCGACCCCGUCACCGCCGUCGAUUUCAAUCGGGAUGGCUCCAUUAUUGUGUCUAGUAGCUAUGAUGGGUUGUGCAGGACCUGGGAUGCCUCUACUGGUCACUGCACUAAGACUUUGAUUGAUGAUGAGAACCCCCCAGUUUCCUUUGUUAAGUUCGCGCCCAAUGGCAAGUACAUUCUUGUUGGCACUUUGGAUGAUACUUUGAGGCUUUGGAACUUUUCAACUGGGAAAUGUCUAAAGACUUACACAGGUCACAAGAGCUCGAGAUUCUGCAUUUCUUCCACCUUUUCUGUGACAAAUGGGAAAUACAUUGUAAGUGGUUCUGAAGAUAAUUGUCUAUACCUAUGGGAAUUGCAAAGCAGGAAGAUAGUUCAGAAAUUGGAAGGUCACACGGACACUGUUAUAUCAGUAUCGUGCCACCCCACUAAGAACAUAAUUGCAUCCGGUGCACUUGGGAAUGACAAGACGGUGAAGAUCUGGACCCAGGAGAACUGAUUCAUUUUCUCUGUGUUGUAAAUGAUUGCAUCUGUGGCUCAAAGAUCUUGACUUGAGGAGGUAGAUUGAUUUCUUGUAUUACAAAGCGCGUUUUGUCCUAUGCCCAAGCCAUUGCUGCAAGACUCUUACCUUCUAACUUUGUUUAGUAAUUAUCUCUUUGUAUUUUUGUUGUAUCAUAUAACUUUGCUUCUUAGAUUUCAGUUUAAACUCAGUUCUCCUAAUUAUUAUAGAGGCCAUUUUUGUAACCUCUCUCUGCUUUCUUGUGAGCAUGGAUGCUGUGUUUUCUUGACGAAUGGUUUUCUAGGCAGUGAGAAAUUGUGAAGUGAAGUAGAAAUGGUAGAUGAAUAUGGUAAAUAGAGAUCAAUGUUUGUGCA
Prunus mume (Japanese apricot) is the source of this 1675-nucleotide messenger RNA. It is a transcript of the gene WDR5A, whose product is annotated as Transducin/WD40 repeat-like superfamily protein. The record is from RefSeq and is a predicted model, not a curated record. Gene Ontology annotation, molecular function: histone binding. NCBI's taxonomy places the organism in Eukaryota, Viridiplantae, Streptophyta, Magnoliopsida, Rosales, Rosaceae. Gene Ontology annotation, cellular component: Set1C/COMPASS complex.